AUGCCUAUGUUUCCGCUAUUUACCUCUAAAGCUUCCGUUAUGUCUUCUAACGAAGCUCUCAUCAAUGCCGUAUAUUAUCCCAGCUGGCGAGUCUAUAAGGGCUUUCCCCCUUCAUCUCUUCAGCUAGAUUGCGUCAACCAGAUUUUCUAUGCCUUCGUCCGGCUAAACGAAGAUGGAACCCUCAAACUAUUGGACGAGUUUGCAGACUUAACCAAAGACGUCGACGGGGAGAAGGGCUGCCUCCGUGCGCUGGCCAAACUAAAGCAGCAAAAGCCUGAUCUCAAAACUCUAGUAUCAAUCGGUGGUGGUAGCGGCAGCGCCGAGUUUCCCGCCAUGGCCGCGCACGCUACCCAUCGGAGUACGUUUGCGAGGUCCUGCAAGGAAUUCGUAGAGCAGUACCAAUUCGACGGCGUAGAUAUUGACUGGGAGCACCCGACAACACCAGAAGCAGGUAAAAAUUAUAUUGCCGUACUCCGCGCCCUGAGAGAAGUGCUACCCUCGCCACGGUACCUCCUCACUACAGCCCUACCGACUGGUGAGUAUUGCCUGAAGAAUAUCGACAUGCGCGCAGCGGGGAAACUCCUCGAUAGUCUGAAUCUAAUGGGCUACGACUUCAAUGGCCCAUGGACUGAUGUAUCAGGCCACCAUGCACAGCUCUUACCUCAACCAGGCUUACAAGAGCAUAUAUACCCGGCCCUGAGGAAUUCAUGCCACCGCGGUGUUGAGUACCUAGCGUCACGAGGCUUCCCAGUUCGCAAAAUUGUGCUGGGUGUGCCAGUAUACGCAAGGUCUUUUGCUGGAGCUCGUGGGGUUGGGCAGCCCUUCAAGUCAGCUGCAGAGGUUGACUACAAUGAUCUUCCAUGCGAGUGGAUCAGGGAUGCAACUGUUGAUCAUCAUGUAGUGGCUGCAAGCUAUGUUGACCGUGCAGGUAAGGGGUUUGUUAGCUUUGACGUCCCGGAAACAGUAAGACGGAAAGCUGAGUAUGUGAGGAGAAAGGGGCUGGCUGGGUUGUUCUACUGGACUGGUGUUGGUGAUGUUAAGGGCCCUGAGAGCCUGGUUCGGGCUGGAUAUGAAGAGCUUAGUAGGGGGUAA
Messenger RNA from Daldinia childiae, 1092 nucleotides. RefSeq names its product Chitinase 1. Gene Ontology annotation, molecular function: chitinase activity; chitin binding. The transcript has a single exon. Lineage: Eukaryota; Fungi; Ascomycota; Sordariomycetes; Xylariales; Hypoxylaceae. Gene Ontology annotation, biological process: carbohydrate metabolic process; chitin catabolic process. Gene Ontology annotation, cellular component: extracellular region. Bases 1 to 1092 code for a protein of 363 amino acids. The record is from RefSeq and is a predicted model, not a curated record.